AUGCACGGAUCUACCUGCCCCAAAUGCGGUGCCGCCUCUGACGGUUCUUCCAAGUCCUGCGGUUCUUGCGGUGCUUCUUGCCCCAACUAA
Messenger RNA from Sordaria macrospora k-hell, 90 nucleotides. RefSeq lists its product as uncharacterized. The record is from RefSeq and is a predicted model, not a curated record. NCBI's taxonomy places the organism in Eukaryota, Fungi, Ascomycota, Sordariomycetes, Sordariales, Sordariaceae.